This is a messenger RNA of Metopolophium dirhodum (rose-grain aphid), 2329 nucleotides long. RefSeq lists its product as uncharacterized. The transcript is spliced from 4 exons. The coding region runs from base 100 to 2298 and encodes 732 amino acids. Lineage: Eukaryota; Metazoa; Arthropoda; Insecta; Hemiptera; Aphididae. The record is from RefSeq and is a predicted model, not a curated record. Gene Ontology annotation, molecular function: protein dimerization activity.
GACAACUAUUGACACGUGUUUGUCUUUGUGUAUUUUAAGUUUAAAAUAUUAUUAUUUCAAGUAUUUAUUUACACUGUCUGUUUAUCGUGUGUUACAAUUAUGAAGCGAUUUCUAACAAGUUCAGUGAAUUAUCCAAAUAAGAAAAAUGAUAAUCUAUCAAGUUCGAAUGCCACUGUUGUACUAAACAACGAGAUUAUUGACGAUCCUACAUCAGCUAAAACGCCUACAACUACCGAUAUUAUCAAGAUUGAUCAAAAGAAAAAUACGACUGAUGUUGAUGUAUUAUUUUCAAACCACUAUUUAUUUGAUGGACAGUUUUAUAAAGUUUUACAAGUUGAUGAGAAAAGACUAACGGCUGAAUGUCAAACAUGUUCCAAAACCAUACAGGGUCAAAUCAAUUCAACAGGGAAUUUUUUAAGUCAUAUUAAGUAUAAGCAUUCAUCAAUAUUGACAAAAUUACAAAAGAGCAAAGAGAAAAAGAAAUCAAACAUUACCAUAUCAGAUUCAAAUGUAACAUCAUCAAAUCGCCAGUCACAAAUUCAACUACAAUUUUGCCAGUCAAAGAAGAUAUCAAAAAAUAAAAUUACUGACCUAGUCUUUGACUACAUAGUACAAGAGAUGAGACCACUCGCAACCUGCCAAAAACCAUCCUUCAGAAGACUUAUCAUGGGCCUUGCUGGAAUAACUGAUUCUGCUUUACUUCCCAACACAAAAGUUAUAAGUAAAGAAUUACAUUUAAGGUAUAAUUCUUAUGUUACAAUGUUGACGGACUUAAUAUCAAAACAAACAUAUAUAUGCACAACAGCUGAUAUAUGGUCGUGUAACAACAAAAGCUACCUAGGAAUGACAUGCCAUUUUCUUGAUGAGAAUACUUUUAUCAGGCACUCAUACAUACUAGGUUGUCGGCGAAUAAAAGGUAGUCAUACAUAUAUAAAUAUAGCUCAAGUUUUUAGUACAAUUACCCAAACAUUUCAAAUAAAUAAUUCUAAAAUUUCACAUACUGUGACUGACAAUGCCACAAAUUUUGGAAAAGCAUUCAGAAUUUUUUCCACCCCCACAAUUGAAAAUAAUAAUCAGGAUAGUACUACUAAUAGUAACUGGUUUAACGGUACUAGUGAUGAAUCAUCAAGUAGUGAAAAAAGUGAUACUGAUGACGAGGUUGAUGAUACAAGUGCUGAGGUUGAAGUUGUUGAUGUAACAAAAUUAAUUUCCAAUUUUAUACCGUCUAAUUCAAUCGAUUUUGAAGAUGACUUAACUUUGCCAAACCAUUUGACCUGCUCUGCUCAUACAUUAAGUUUAAUCGCUACUACUGAUGUGGCAAAAAUUGCAGACAAGUCAUAUAAUAAUAUCUCCAAGGCUAUAUUUGCAAAAUUAAAUUUAUUUUGGAACCUCUUAAGUAGAAGCUCAGUUGCGUCGGAUAAAGUAUAUGAGAUAUGCCAUUGUAAGUUCCCCGUACCAAUUAUAACUAGGUGGAACUCAAUGUUCCAUGCAGUCAGAAAAGUUGUGGCUAAUAAGGAAAAAUUGGGUGUUGCCUUUGAUAACCUAAAAUUAAAAAAAAUCAAAACUUUGGAGUGGAGUUUUCUUGAGGAAUAUUGUUCUGUUAUGGAGCCUCUAGCCACAUCACUUGAUCUGUUACAAGGUGAAAAAACAUGUUUUUUAGGGUAUGUUGCACCCACUAUAAUUGCUUUAAGAUUGAAAUUAAUUCAAGCAACGCAUUUAGUUUAUUGCAAGCCAUUAGCAUUUUCAAUUGUUCUUAGUCUUGAAAAAAGAUUCAAUUAUUUGUUUGAUUUAGAGCUUUCUAAAAGCAAACCAUUUAUUUUAUCGGCUAUUAGUCUCCCAAAAUUCAAACUUGGGUGGGUACCAGCAAGGCAUUUAGAAAUGUGCAAAAAAUUAUUUUUGUCAGAAUGUAAUGUAUUAAAUAUAACUGAAAAUAAUUUUGAUAUGAGUAAUGAAUCUGAUGAUAGUGAUUGUAGUGACCAUGAGUUUUAUGACAUUCUUAGUGGAGAUGGCUCUGUUCAAGAUGUUAGACCUUUAAAAUUAAAAAGUAAUGCUAAAAGUACAAAUCUAGCAAGUGUACAAGCGCUUUCUUAUUUUGAUACAAAAAAAAAAGAUUUAAAUAUUUUAGAUAUGUUACCCAUUGUUAAAAAAGUUUUCCUCAAAUACAAUACAACCCUACCAUCAUCCGCACCGGUAGAAAGAUUGUUUAGCAGCGGUUCCCAAAUAUUGACUCCAAGAAGAAACCGUCUUACUGACAAAACAUUUGAAAUGUUGUUGUGUUGUAGGUGUUUGAAUAAAUAAUAUAUUGAUGUAAUAAAAUAUAGUAUAUUAA